AUGAAAGCAGUAAAGGCACAGUCAGCAGCUUCAAAAAAGAAGAAGUUCUCGUCCAUCAGUAUAGGCCCCGAUAUGGAUACGCACCCAUCAGUCAGCCUCACUUCCACAGAGGCACCCGUAAAGCCUGCUAAUGUGCGAUCAGAAAUGGCUUCUCUCUCUUCAAGUGAUACCGAAACGAGCAAAGACACUGGAGGAGGAACGAUCCACAGACUGCAGGAGGACUUUAUGGACUUCAAGAAGGAGGUUGAACAGCAGUACCAGGAAUUGCGAGAGUGGGUGUACAGUAUGUGCCAGCGCUAUGAUACCGUUUUGACGCGGGACAGGAGAAACGGGAGUGAUGCUACCCAACAGAAUUCUCACCACGAACACAAGAAGACACAAGAGGAAGUGGCUCGUACAAGACAGCAAACGUCGAAGAAGGAAGAGAAGAAGAGGGAGCGAAACUUUAAGAAGCAAAGUGGACACCUCGGAGGAGUCGCAACCGGAAGGGAACCUCAAAAGGAAAGCAAUAGCUGGAGAAGCAUCACAUCGGCAUUUAAAGGAGGACCCAAAACAGAAACAGAACAUCUCAGCCGCAAUCUUCUCGACAUGGAAGCAGAGUCCAACUCCCAAUGGCGCUCACAACAGCAGCAGAAAAACCGAGUCCGAUACGAUACAGAAGGAGGAUUGAAGAAGUCGCCGAAAGAAGGCAAUAACCUACUGCUCGGAAAUGCAAUAGACGAAGCACCACAGAAAGCCACAGGGGAGGCUGUUAUGGGAGAUCCUGGUGGAUCCGGACUGCGACGACGGUACUGGCGAAUCAAAAUGGACUACGGAGGCUACUUUACCCAGCAAGCUGCUUCGGGCAUCGACGCUUCGGUGCCUAACCCAUUCCAGCUAAAUGCCAAUUUCAAUCUGAACAAUAGCGCUGGAUACACUAAUGGAGCGCAGACGCAAAUCUACGGACAGUACACAAAUCCAUACCUUACGGGAAAUCGGUCUUUACAAUCGUCAUCGAGCACUCAACAAAACCCUUAUCGGCAAAGCACCCAUGAUUCACUGCAAGCAUUUUUCAACACAGGUCUGCAAUACCAACUCUAUCAGAAAUCCUCCUUGAUGGGAGCUACGGAUAGCAGAAAUAGCGCUAGUGGAAUCAUGGCUGGAAUUCCUGGUUCAUCGCUUGUUGGCGCUUUAUGUGGCAAUCCGUCAGAAAGACGUAAACAACGGCGAAUCCGCACAACAUUCACUUCCGGUCAGCUAAAAGAGUUGGAGCGCAGUUUUAUGGAAAGCCACUAUCCUGACAUCUAUACCCGAGAAGAUAUUGCUAUGAGAAUCGACCUUACCGAAGCGAGAGUGCAGGUAUGGUUCCAAAAUCGACGUGCUAAGUACCGCAAGCAAGAAAAACAGCGACGAGCCAAGGAAGAAGGAGAAGACUCGGAGAAGAAAUCCGAAGUGGACGAGAAGAUUUGCAUUGGCGAUUCGACACUGUCAGAUCUAGUCGACCAGUAA
Messenger RNA from Cylicocyclus nassatus, 1488 nucleotides. Lineage: Eukaryota; Metazoa; Nematoda; Chromadorea; Rhabditida; Strongylidae. The record is from the annotation of a GenBank genome assembly.